AACCAUUGGGACAAUGUCAUUUUGAAGCUGCCAUCCUCGUGCACAAAAUAGAACGCACGAAACGACAUAUAAGUGAAUAGACGUCAUCUGUAUGCGCCGGAAGAAGAGGGGAAGCUGGUAGUUACUCCUGAGUGCAGAAAAAGUCCUAAUCAGAGCAACCAAUGAGGUGACCAUGACCUGUUUAACAAUCCCUGUGGUUGAUAUCCACAAUGAGAACUUCGGUGAACUCUGGCCUUCCCUGUUGCUGGCUCUGAAGACAUCCACUUUUAUAGCUGUAGACACUGAGCUAAGUGGCUUGGGAGAAAGGAAGAAUUUGCUAAACCAGUGUGUAGAGGAAAGGUAUAAAGCGAUAUGCCAUGCUGCGAGAACACGGUCAGUCCUCUCUUUGGGUAUUGCUUGCUUCAAAGAACUACAAGAAAAGGGGGAGAAUGCAUACUUGUCUCAAAUUUUCAACUUGACACUAUUGUGUAUGGACAACUAUACCAUAGAACCACAGUCUGUACAGUUUCUAGUUCAACACGGCUUUGACUUCAACAAACAAUACUCAGCAGGUAUCCCUUACCAGAAGGGCAAUGACAAGGGCCAUGAACAUCAUGUGAAGGGGGUUCGAACUCUGUUUCUGGAGUUGCUACGUGCGAGAAAGCCUUUGAUCUUGCAUAAUGGCUUGAUAGACCUGGCUUUCCUUUAUCAGUGUUUCUACGCCCAACUUCCGGACAAUUUGGGCAGCUUCAUUGCUGACCUCUCAGAAAUGUUUCCAGCAGGAAUCUAUGACACCAAAUAUGCUUCAGAAUUUGAGAUUCGUUUAACAGCAUCAUACUUGGAGUAUGCGUAUAAAAAAUGCAAGCGUGAGAACAGUAAGUUGAUUGAUUUACACACGAAACACCUGAGCAUUGAGUUUUGCCGUUACCCUGCCAGCAUGUCUACUUUUGUGGAUUAUCGGAACUGCUCUAUGCCAGACCCAAACAAGUCCAAUGCUGUAGAGGAGAACAUCUGCGAGAGGUUUUCAGCAUAUGGCUGGUGUCCAAAUGGACUUAAUUGUACCCAGUCUCACAAUAUUGACCUUAUUAUUGAUGAGGAUGAAAAGACAUGUGAAGAAAAGAAGGAAAAGAAGAAAAAGAAGAACAAGAGGAAAAGACAAAAAUCCAUGGAGCCUUCAGAUCAAAGUGUAAAAGAAGAGGGUCCAGAAACAGGGUUGUUUACUGAGAUGGAACCCCCGAGAAAGCAAUCAUGUGGGACCACUUCAUUGGCUGGUACUAGUAUUACACAUGGGUGUUUAACUGAGGGUUUACAGGAAGAACUUUCAGGCACAUUAGAUUGUAGAAUGGAAGAAGACAAAGAGAGCAAGCGUCAUAUUAAUGAAACCGCUGUAAGGAGUGAGGAUCCUGCAGUUGAUGUGAAAACAAUUUCAACUAUAAGUCCAAUUGAAGGCACCAAAGACUUGACGGGAGGAGUAAAACGAGAGAACUCCAAAUCUGCUGAAGGUGGCACCCACAGAGCUGGGUUUGAUGCCUUUAUGACAGGUUAUAUUAUGGGCUAUGCAUGGAUGCUAAAGAAAGGGGAAAGCUCCGACACCUCCCCAGGAAACUGGCUUCCAGAUUGCCAUAAUAAAAUAUACCUGAGUGGAAAAAAUGUCCCACUUCAGAUUGUGAAAAGUGUUUUCUCCAAAUCCUCCAGGGCCCACGCUCAGAAGAUGAAACUGCUGUCUGAUAGCAGCUUGUGAACAGUGGUUUGUUUUGAUUUCAUUCAUAAGGCUACGGGCGCACAUGCUGUUGGCAGGCUGCAUAUUUUUGCAGGCUGAGAGAAGCAGAUCUGCUCAGUGCCCCUGCUCAAUUGAUUUGAAUCUGGUCAGUCUGUGUGUGGUCAGUAUUUGGGUUGACCUCAGCCUGUGUGUGACUGCACACAGGCUGAUCUGAUUCAAAUAAAUGGGACAGGGGCACUGAUCUGCUUCUGCAUAUCUGCUUCUCUCAGCCUGCAAAAAUAUGCGGCUAACAACAGCCUGUGAGCCCAUAGCUUUAGACUUAAGCUGGCCAUAGACGCAAAGAUCUGAACGUACGAAUCAAGGAUCCGUAAGAUUUUCGGACCGAGUCUGGAGAGUCCCGACAUUUUUCAUCCGGCGGAGAUCAGUCGUUUGGUCGAUCGGACAGGUUAAAAGAUUUCUGUCGGCUGGGGGUAAUAUCUCUGCAUGUAUUGCCGAUCGUACGAUUUUCAGUGGGAGACUGUCACUAGCUUUGGUCGGACAUAACUUUCGUACGAUUGCUGUCAGGGGCAGAACAUCGGCUGAUCUGUUCUUUUGUACUUUAUUUGAUCGGAAUGGUUAGUGGCAGGUCGGGAGAUGGGAAAAUCCGAUCGUACGAAUCUUUGCGUCUAUGGCCAAUUUUAGGCUCAAGCCUGUUUAUUACUAUAAUUACCACGAGGAGCAGUGGGGGAAAAAGGAAAGUUCAGGCUCAUUUCUCACCACUAGAAUGUAAGGAGCCAUUUAUUUUAAAACAAGAAUCGAUGAGUUCUUAAAGUAAGAUAAGUUGGCUGUGUUGAUGGUCGAAUGUAUGUUCUCUUAAUUUUGGCAAGGUAAAACAUCCACUAGUUUAUGGCUGUUACCCCCGUUCUCCCAACACUUGUGAAUGCCAGCACCCAUUAUCUUCAAGUGGUAAACCAACUGCGGAUGUUUUCUGUAUAUUGACAUUUUAUUUCCUGUUUAAAUCAUUUCACAAUUAAAUCUGCAUAAUCUUGUCUACUUUUA
Xenopus laevis (African clawed frog) is the source of this 2737-nucleotide messenger RNA. It is a transcript of the gene toe1.L, whose product is annotated as target of EGR1, exonuclease L homeolog. Gene Ontology annotation, cellular component: nuclear speck; nucleolus; Cajal body. Gene Ontology annotation, biological process: snRNA 3'-end processing. The coding region runs from base 173 to 1720 and encodes 515 amino acids. Gene Ontology annotation, molecular function: snRNA binding; 3'-5'-RNA exonuclease activity; RNA binding. The transcript is spliced from 8 exons. The record is from RefSeq and is a predicted model, not a curated record. NCBI's taxonomy places the organism in Eukaryota, Metazoa, Chordata, Amphibia, Anura, Pipidae.